GAUUGUACGUAGCGAUAGUGAUAGUGAUAGUGAUAGUGAUAGUGGUAGGUAGUUUGGAUGUUUAGUAGAAUUUUGCCACAUGUUGCGCCUGAGUAGAUGGGCGCAAGUCCGCUCGCCAGGACAGAGAGCCCGGGCCAUCACACCAGUAGAUCAGGGAGAAGACAACCUCUCGUUCCGCACUCAAAAUCCCUUUUUUCCUCAUCUCCUCUUAUCACCCUUUUCAAUACCGAUAUUUUCACAUUGAUUCUCUGUGCGUUAGCUAAUAAAUUAACCAAUUUCUCAUGUUUCAUUUUUUUUCUUUUUCUUUUUUAACGGCUUUACUCGAGAUUUACUCAUUUAUGGCAUGGCACAAAUAACUCUAGGCCAAUUGUUUACAGUGUUUACAGUGUUUCAGUGAAUUUUCCUCUGAAUAAUUGAAAUGUCUCUUAAUUAUGCACAAAUAGAGAAAAUUCAUUGAUGAGCUAAAUCGAGCGGAGAAAAGCUCGCCAGGAGGGACUCGAUGCCGGCAAGGAAGGGUUUAUUGGCCCCCCAAAAUACUUUCUUAGAUACAAUUGCAACGAGAUUCGAUGGAACACAUAGCAAUUUCGUACUGGGUAAUGCUCAAGUAAUAAAGACCUACCCAAUCGUAUAUUGUUCUGAUGGAUUCUGCGAGUUGACAAAAUAUCCACGAGCGCAGAUAAUGCAAAAGGGUUGCGCUUGUAAAUUUCUAUAUGGUCCCGAAACCAAAGAAGAUAAUAAAACGUUAAUAUGGAAAAGUCUUGAGAGCAAGACGGAAUUGAAACUCGAGGUGGUAUUUUAUAAGAAAGAUGGUGAAAAGUUCAACUGUCUGCUAGACAUUGUUCCAAUAAAAAAUGAAAAAGGAGAUGUUGUACUAUUUCUGGCAUCUCACAAAGACAUCACAGAUACGAAAAUUUUUCCGCGCCGUGACUCUGAUGAUGAUGGAAAUAACGAUGUCGAUCCAGAAGCGCCAUCAGCAGAGUAUGGCCGCAGACGACGAAGCCGUGCUGUUUUGUAUACAUUAUCCGGCCAUUAUAAACAAGAUAAACAUAAAAUCAAUAUCAACAAGCAAUUACUUCACUCACCUGCUGCUCCUUUACCCGAGUACAAAACUUCCGCUGCCGAGAGAUCUCAUGCCAUUUUGAGCCACUAUGGAGGAUUUAAAUCUUGUUGGGAUUGGUUGAUACUUGUUGCAACGUUUUACGUUGCUGUUAUUGUACCAUACAAUGCAAGUUUCGUUAAUAUUGGUAGACCCUUCAUGAUUAGUGAUGUUAUUGUCGAAGUGCUCUUUAUAUUUGAUAUUGUCCUGAAUUUCCGAACUACAUAUGUUAGUAGAAAGGGAAAAUUAGUAAUAAAUGGAAAAAAAAUAGCUGUAAAUUAUUUGAAAGGAUGGUUCCUCAUUGAUCUUGUUGCGGCUUUACCAUUUGAUGUGCUAUAUGCCGCUGAUGUUUAUAGUGGCGAGGAACCAGGUCAUGGUCACAUUCACCUCAUAAAACUAACAAGACUCCUUCGAUUAGCCAGAUUGCUGCAAAAAAUGGACCGAUACUCACAGUAUAGUGCUAUGAUAUUAACACUACUUAUGUUAUCUUUUACAUUGUUAGCCCAUUGGCUUGCAUGCAUAUGGUACGUUAUUGCGGAAAAAGAAAAAUUGAAAAAAGAUAAAGAUUGGAAUUUAGGAUGGAUUCAUACACUGGCGGAACGCCUUCACAUCGAUGUACAAAAUGUAUCCCACACCGACAGCUAUGUAACAGCCCUAUAUUUUACAUGCAGCAGUUUGACAUCUGUAGGAUUUGGCAAUGUUUCCGCUAAUACUACGUAUGAAAAAAUUUUCUCCAUUUGUACCAUGCUUGUAGGAGCUCUAAUGCAUGCUGUGGUAUUUGGCAAUGUAACCGCUAUAAUUCAGCGUAUGUAUUCAAGGCGAUCUCUUUAUCAUACAAAAUGGAGGGACCUCAAAGAUUUCCUUACUUUACACCAAAUACCAGAAAAACUUAAGCAAAGAAUGCAAGAUUAUUUUCAAACAACAUGGUCAUUGAACCAUGGUAUUGAUAUUCAUGAGACUCUGAAGGAAUUCCCAGAGGAAUUACGGGGUGAUGUAUGUAUGCACUUACACAGAGAAAUAUUGAGUUUACCAAUAUUUGAGGGUGCAUCACAAGGAUGUUUGAAAUUGCUAUCACAUCAUAUACGAAGUAAUUUUUGUGCACCAGAAGAGUAUUUAAUACGUAAGGGAGAUGCAUUGUCAUACAUAUACUAUUUAUGCAAUGGUUCUAUGGAAGUUGUCCAAAAUAGUAUGGUAGUAGCCAUAUUGGGAAAAGGUGACCUUGUGGGCUGUGAUAUAAGUGUGCAUCUUCAACAUGGAAAUAAUGGAAGUGGUUUAGUUGGUUCUGGAGGUGACGUUAUUGUUAAAUCGAGCUGUGAUGUUAAAGCACUGACCUAUUGUUAUUUAAAAUGCAUAAAUAUUCAGGGUCUCGUUGAUGUAUUGAGACUUUAUCCGGAGUAUCAGCAGCAAUUCGCACAUGAUAUCGUUCACGAUCUUACCCAUAAUUUACGAGAAGGUUACGAGGCGGAGGAAGAGCCAGAUAUGAAUGGAAUUCAAUCGCAAACCCUACCCUCAAUCAGUGAAGAUGAUGAAAACGUUCCAGAUGACGGCGAAACUUCUCCACUUUCGCCAGCCAAUAGAUCACCUCUUCACACAGUGAGCCCCAGACACGCCAAAUUCAGGUCUGAUAUUCGAGAUAGGCGAAUGGUAAGAAGUGGAUUAAGAAAUCGAAUGCAAAUGUUAGGACAAGAAUCAGUGGAAAAUUAUAAUCGUGGAACAAUGGAAAGGAUAGAGGCAUCUCAAGUUUCUGCAGUUCAUGAGGAUGUCGUUACUCUCAGUUACGAAAUGAGAAAUGCAAUUCAAGCGCUUCAAGUUUUGGUUCGUUCACCUCACAGUAAUCCUAAUUUGCCUACACCAGCGGGACAUGGUGGAUCGAACGAUCGACUUCUCGCCAGAAGUUCAUCUCAUUUACCUGACGGUCUUUGUUGGGAGUCUCCGGCUCGUCUAAUCGAUGUCAGUACACAAACUGAUUGGCCAAUUAACAUUCUAGAUGAGUGGAUACGGGAAAACUCUCACAGAGUUCUCCAGAUUCUUGGCCUUGAUUCACAACUUGUCACUUUCAAUCGAACGGCAUCUCCGACAUCGUCUCCCUCUUCGCCACCACCGCCUCCUUAUGAGCCUCUCUCUCCAUCACGAUCCCCUAUUGAAGAAGCUAAAUUCUCUCACUCUCAUUCUGAACAAUUCAAUAAUCAUCGCUUGAAAAUUUCUAAAAUUUCCAAAAUUUCCAAAACUUAUUGUACUUCAAAAAAUUAUUGGGAAACUGUCAAUGAGCUACCGCAUCGAUUUAGUGCGGGUGAUGCUGACAAUUCAUCCUCAUGGUAUCGCGCACUACAUAAUAUGGAGUAUCUACCAAGAUCACGAUCUCUCAAAUUCGAUCCCUUUGACAGUUGAGCAUCAAAAUCAUAGUAACUAUUAAAAUUCUGCCAUUAUUUUUUCUGCAAGGAGGUGAAAAAUGACAAAUUAACAUUUUUAUACAGAAAUUCUGUAUUUAUCUCCCUAUUAGGCAAUUUAACGGCAAAAUUUGACGUAUAAUGUAAUUGUUCCCAAAGGCCUAGUCUUGUGGCACUGCGUAUGAACGUCUUUCAACGUUGGUGAAAUUCCACAGACAUUGAAAUUAUUCUCAUUCCUUCCCACUAUUGUUCAUAAGGAUAAAUUAAAAAUAGAAAAAGAAAAAAAAAACAAAACAAAUCCAAAAUGCCCGUACAAUCUCGCUAUUGCACAGUGACACUAAAAAAUAAUUUUUAAUAUAAUUUUCAUAAUAAUUGCAUAAUACUGCCCUAUUUACUUUUUUAUGAAUAUAUUUACACGUAUAUCGUGUUUACAUGUCUUUUUCAUACAUAUCAUAUGAUUCUACUAUUUAAUGUGAUACGUUACAUUGGAUACAACACAUCUCCUCUCAUUGAAACGCUAGAAAACAUGAUAAUUAACAAUCGUAAAAGAUCGUCAAUGCAAGUAUUUACAAGUCUAUUAUAUUUAUUCACUUUCUUCAAAAUGUGCGCUUAUUAUUAGAGUCACAUUAAAUAAAACAUGAAAUCCAUGGCAUUGCACCUGGGAGUAUACGAUUACGUUUGAAAUUUUCAAGUGCAAUUCGAAAAAUAUGAAAAAUAUGGAAAAUAUGAAAAAUAAUUAAUGCCAUGUUUUCAUAUAAAAGAUUAACGCUUAGUAUAUAUUUUUGUUAUACUUUUCUCAUAUUAUGCAACUUGGCGGUGUACCUUACGCGGCUUCAAUAUCGAUAAAAAAAUUCUAUUUUUUUUUUCAGCAUUCAUUACCAUCCAAAAUUAUGGUUGGAGAAGUGAAUAAAUUUAUCGUCUUUUAUAAUUGUUAUAUCUUUUAACUAAUGGAACAUAUCCAAUAAUGUCAAUCAAGUAAAAAAAAAUAUUGUACAAAAGAGCUGUAAGCAUUGCAUUGUAAUCUCACCAUAUAAGUAACAAACUCAAGAAAGAUAAUACACAUAAGACGAUGAUGAUGAUUCUUUAGUAAAAAAAAAAGCAUGGACUGGGAAGUGU
Fopius arisanus is the source of this 4599-nucleotide messenger RNA. RefSeq names its product Eag-like K[+] channel (gene Elk). Gene Ontology annotation, cellular component: plasma membrane. The transcript has 15 exons. Gene Ontology annotation, biological process: regulation of membrane potential; potassium ion transmembrane transport. Gene Ontology annotation, molecular function: voltage-gated potassium channel activity. The coding region runs from base 500 to 3484 and encodes 994 amino acids. The record is from RefSeq and is a predicted model, not a curated record. Lineage: Eukaryota; Metazoa; Arthropoda; Insecta; Hymenoptera; Braconidae.